GUCUGGCAGGCCUUGUUCGAGAAGCUGCCGAAAUGGGACGUCCGGGUCUUGGUCUUCCACCGCUACUACCCGGCCUGGCUGCUCUCGCUCUACGGCGAGUACCAGAGGGAUUACAUGGUGGACACAGCCCACAACCCGAUGUCUUUGCUGGAGUUCGCAUUGGAGGGCCCUGGUGCUCAGCUCUCACCACGGCGGACGCUCGAACGCAUCCAGGACGCGCUCAGCGUCUGCAAGGGCGGCGAGACGGCACAGUGCAGUGUGCAAGGUGCUUCGUAUGAUCUCUUCCAGCACCAAGGCUACGAUCAGUAUGAGUACGUCGUCCUCAACGUGACCAUGGAUCUCCAUGGCCAAGAAUUUCUUGCAGCUAACCGGAGCCUUUGGCAGACGUGUCCACACCGCAGCUUCAUCCAUGCCUCUCCGGCAAACCUCACACUGGCUGUGGACAUCGUCCGCCUGCUGAAAAACUCGCAUCAAGCGCGGGGCUGCACCUCUGAGUUCCAGCUCUCGGCCUCGAAUCGCGAAGUGCUGGAGCUGGCGAACAAGGAUGUCUUGCCCGUUGCCUGCAUGGACAUUGGAAAUCUCCUCGCGGAUGACUCCGCCAGGUGGUUCGAGAACGCUCAUGUCACGCCGCCGACCUACCACAAGGAUUCGCAGUUCUGCCAGAUUCAGCAGCAGGCGCUGAAGCCGGAGCACUGGAAAGUGAUGCACGCUCUCGCCGGCUGCCGUUCGGAGACGGCGUCGGAGGAGACCGAAGGCUCCGAGCCGAACGCGAAAGGCUCCGGGGGCGCGGGCCGAGAGAAGCGAGAGAAGCGCGAGGGCCUUUGGAGCAUGAAGUCCACCAAGUCCAGCAAGUCCAGCGGCAUGGCCGACCUGGGCGACGUGGGCAUGCUCUCCCAACGGGGGACUCACUUGACUUUGGAGGCAGCGGAGCCUCAGGAUGCUGAGGCGGACCCCGGCCGGAGCUUCUUCGUUCAAAGCCCCCAAGUCCCGGUGCGAUCUGCGUUGCCAGCUUUGGAUCUGUCUGGAGUGACACCAACAGCUGGAGCUGGAGUGGACUUCUCCGAGCGUGGCUCCAGCCUGCCAGCCCUGCCGACGAAGCGGCUCUUCGGGGAUGAGGCUCCUGCCGCUCCCGCCGCUCCCGCCGCUGAGGAGAGCUUCGCCGGUGUGGGCGCCGCGCCGGUGGGUGGUCUUGGAGGUUUGUUCGGUUUGCCCUUGGAGACGAGCCAGCUACAGCUCAGCUCCGAGCCGGUGGUGGUGCUCCCGCAGGCCAAAGGCCUCAACGACUACGACUCCGACUCCCAAAAGGCCGCGCCGAGGGGCGGACUGGCCAAAAGCGCAGGUACUGCCUUUCCCCACAAAGGGAAACAGAAGCAGAAGGCUACCCUUCCCCAGCAUGGCCAGGGCCGUGCGCAGGCCCACGCCGGCGCCCACGCCGGCGCCCACGGCGGCGCCCACGGCGGCCUUCAGAAGCCCAAGAAGGCCUUUGAGGACGGCAGCUCUGCCUCGGCGGCUUUUCCAAAAGUGGUUCUUCCUCCCAUCUCCAAAGGAUCGGGCGCCCCUUCGGAGACGUUGCUGGAUCAUUUGGAGGGCCUUCCCAGCAAGAAGCCCGGAGUCCCGGGGAUGGCAGGCGUCUUCAGCGACGAGCAGGCGCGCCCGAUCCUGCGAGCGAAGAGCGCGGGUACCGGCAAAAGCCAGGAGGAGUAA
Symbiodinium necroappetens is the source of this 1704-nucleotide messenger RNA. Lineage: Eukaryota; Dinophyceae; Suessiales; Symbiodiniaceae. The record is from the annotation of a GenBank genome assembly.